AUGGCUUUAAGUUAUACAGAGGAUACGCAAGAGCAGCUGCUGACAAAUCAAGCAACCCCAAAAUCACUAAUAUUGAACCGCUUUCUGCUGGACAUAGAAUACUUAACAUCUACAGACACCCGAAUCGCAACAUUUCUGGAGCACGGUAUCAGGACCUGUUUCAACUUUUUAACUCAUACGAGAGGGUUAUUUUCGUGGGGGUCUGAACGCACAUCAUUCUAUGGAGCUGUGCCAAGACCGACAGGUAGUCUCAUUUUAAAUGCUGUGGAAGGAGUUAAUGCUUGCAUAUUGAACGAUGACCAUUCUCCUCCAAAUUCGGAUAUCUCUAUUAUUAACCUGAUAAUUGCCUCACCUGACUUUGCCCCGUUUUGCGAAGUUAAAGUUUACGAGGAUAUAAUGGGCAGCGAUCACUUCCCCAUCGAAAUUAAGGGGACACAACAUGGGGUACAACAUCGACAAAGACAUACUCAGCCGCCUCAUCCAAAGAUUUCUUCAAGGAAGUUCCUGAGGACAUGCGAGGCAUACAACUAUCUGAUGAAGCUGACAAGAUCCUUUUUCCCACUGAAGUCUCAGCACUCACAUUCAGCACUAUCUGACAAAUGGAAAUCGCUUCCCAGAAUGUGCUAAGUGUUCCAGAGUAAUCUACAAGCAAAAACGCAUGC
Messenger RNA from Atta colombica, 662 nucleotides. RefSeq lists its product as uncharacterized. The coding region runs from base 1 to 627 and encodes 208 amino acids. NCBI's taxonomy places the organism in Eukaryota, Metazoa, Arthropoda, Insecta, Hymenoptera, Formicidae. The transcript has 4 exons. The record is from RefSeq and is a predicted model, not a curated record.